AUGGCUCCUGCGCGUCAACAACCAGCGCCUCCGCCUUUCAGCAAGGAUGAAAAAGUGCUAUGUUUCCAUAUGGAUAUGCUCUAUGAGGCCAAGAUCAUGGACGUCCAGCAAGGUGAGAAACCCAGUGAUGGGUACAAGUAUAAAGUCCACUACAAGGGGUGGAAGAACACUUGGGACGAUUGGGUCUUGGUUGACCGCAUCCGGCCUUUUGACGACGAACACAAGGAGCUGGCAGCACAGCUUCAUGCGCAACUGAAGCAUAACAUCCAAAGGAGCACAAAGCCGCCCAAGAAAGGUCUCCGGAGUGGUGCUGAGUCGGCCAGAGUUAGCGAGGAACGAUCAGGCUCGGCCACUGUUCAGGGAGGCAGGGGAGGUAGGCGAGGAAAAGAUUGGGAGCUUGAACAGCACCGCGACGUAAUGCUUCCCCCUGGCACAUCCUCUGCCUCGCAAAGCUUUCCCAUCUCAAACGUCAGGGGCGGUACCGAGGAAGCCCAGCAUAGCGAGUCUGUCGAUCCCGGCAAGUCGUCUCGGAAGCUCAGACUCGGAAGCAUUAAAGAGCCCAAGGACCUCCUCACGGCACACCCUUCCGAGAACCACCGCUAUGUGACCGAUUCUGGAAAGCUCAUUCAGGAUGACCGAUACACUGCACCCCUGCCCGUUAAAGCCGAGCCUAAGCAGCCUCGUCGCAAACCCUCAAAGCCUUCCAAGCAUGCCACUAAGCCCAAGCGGCACUCAUUUGACCAGCCUGACCAACUUGAGAUGGAGGAUUCUUUCCAUAACAAGCCCAUGAUCAACCUACCGGUUCCCGAUCACAUCCAAGCUAUGCUGGUCGAUGAUUGGGAGAACAUUACUAAGAACAACCAGCUGGUCCCUCUGCCUCACUCCAAGCCAGUCGCCAAGAUUUUUGAAGACUACCUUGCCCAUGAGCGCCCUCACCGAGAGGAGGGAUCAUCCAGCAUGGAUAUCUUGGAAGAGGUCGUAGCAGGUCUUCGCGAGUACUUCGAGAAGGCUCUUAGCAGGAUCCUACUCUACCGCUUUGAACGUCACCAGUAUAUGGAAAUGAAGAAAUUGUGGGAAAACACCGAGUCUGACCCCGAGUACACCAACGUCUGUGACGUCUACGGCGCUGAGCACCUUGCUCGACUGAUAGUAUCUCUCCCUGAGUUGCUGGCGCAAACCAAUAUGGACCAGCAGUCCGUAUCACGCCUCCGUGAAGAGAUUGGCAAGUUCAAUGUCUGGCUGGGACGUAACUGCGAAACCUAUUUCGCGAACGAGUAUGAAACUCCAGCCCAGGACUACAUCGACAAGGCUCGCAGCUUCUAA
Messenger RNA from Fusarium graminearum PH-1, 1323 nucleotides. RefSeq lists its product as uncharacterized. The transcript has 5 exons. NCBI's taxonomy places the organism in Eukaryota, Fungi, Ascomycota, Sordariomycetes, Hypocreales, Nectriaceae. Gene Ontology annotation, cellular component: NuA4 histone acetyltransferase complex; Rpd3S complex; nucleus. The record is from RefSeq and is a predicted model, not a curated record. Gene Ontology annotation, biological process: regulation of DNA-templated transcription; chromatin organization. Bases 1 to 1323 code for a protein of 440 amino acids.